Messenger RNA from Auanema sp. JU1783, 225 nucleotides. Lineage: Eukaryota; Metazoa; Nematoda; Chromadorea; Rhabditida; Rhabditidae. The record is from the annotation of a GenBank genome assembly.
AUGAAUAACUACAACAACCAGCCUCCUCAAAACCCAGGAUUCUAUAACCAGCAGCCCGGUUAUUAUCCACCACCACAGGGCUAUCCUCAGGGAUCGUACCAACCUCAACCUCAAGUCAUAUACCAACCACAGCCUCCUCCACAACAGCAAAAUGAUCGGUGUUGCCUAUACGUACUCCUAGGAUUGUGUUGUGGAUGUUGUGUGGGAGAAGUGUGUUGUGAUUAA